Molecule: messenger RNA, 1009 nt
Organism: Oppiella nova
Lineage: Eukaryota; Metazoa; Arthropoda; Arachnida; Sarcoptiformes; Oppiidae
Source: the annotation of a GenBank genome assembly
UUUGUGAAUAGCCCUUAAAAUUGAAGUUUUCAUGUUCAGUGAAAUAUAAACUGAAAUUCAAUUGAAAAAAGUUUUCACAACUCUUUGGACAAUGAGUUUACCGCUGAAGCAGAUAAAGAGCAUAGACUGCAAACAGGGAGCCGUUCGCGCCGUUAGAUUCAACGCUGAUGGAGACUACUGCAUGACCGGUGGAAGUGAUAAGAGUCUAAAGCUAUGGAAUCCAUGGAAAGGACUACUAUUGAAGACAUACAACGGUCACGGGUAUGAAGUGAUAGACUGUCGGGGCUCUUGUGAUAGCAGUCACAUAGUUUCGGGAGGAAUGGAUAAGACAGUGAUGGUGUGGGACGUGUCGACGGGAGAGCCGUUGCGUCGAUACCGGGCCCACGCGGCCACUGUCAACGCCGUGGCCUUCAACGAGGACUCGUCGGUCAUAGUGUCUGCCUCUGUCGACGGAACCGUCAAAUUGUGGGACUUUAAGAGUCGCUCCAAAGAAGCCAUUCAAGUGUUAGAUGAGGCCAAAGACAGUGUCUCAUCGGUGGUCGUCAACGACCAACAGAUAGUGUCGGCGUCUCUCGACUGUGCCGUUCGGACCUAUGAUAUCAGGAAAGGGAUCAUGAAUUGCGACCGAACUGAUGCUUCUGUGAGCAGUGUUAGUCUGACACGAGACGGACAAUGCCUUCUAAUUAGUUGUCUUAACGAUACAAUCAAACUAUUGGACAAAAGCAAUGGUGAAGUACUGGCGCUAUACAGCGGUCACUCAAACAGCAAAUACCGAAUCGACAGUUGUUUGACAGCCAAUGACUCAGUGGUUCUCUCCGGCUCUGAAGAUGGAUCAGUCUUUUGUUGGAAUCUAAUUGAGACUACAAUCACCGCAAAGAUUCCUCACGAAAAGCAUAGAGUUGUGCACUCCUUGAGCUCACAUCCCAGUGCUAACAGACUGUUGACUGGAGCCGAGAGUAAAAUAUAUUUGUGGUCUGACGAAGACAUUGAGACAGAGGACGACAUAUGA